CUAUAAUAUAAAUAUAAUCCUCUGGCAACACUGCGAUUUGCGAUCGCGAAACGCGAACGCCAUUUUGAUUUGUUGUCAUCGUCAUCAAGUGGCAUUUUCAUCUCAUAGAAUUAUUUAAUUUCUACUAGUAAUUCUAGUAUUGAAAAUACAUAGCUUUUGAAAAACAUUCCUUAUUCAAAUGGGAUGUAGCUUUGAUAUACAUGUAUAGUUUUGGUUUUCUUCGAAAGUAUUCAAGUGUAGGUUUUCCUCAAAAACGUGAAAUGAGCGGUGAAUAGCCGAUAGCGUUUGCAAACCGGCAUAAUAUUUUUCAUAGGCUUCUAACUUGUCCGAAAAUUGUGCGAUCAUGUAUACGGGUACCAACACCAAUCAGGACAACAGAUUCAGCGACAAGGAGAAAAAACUUAUGAAGUCCAUGAGGUUUAACCCAUGCUUGGGCCAACAAGUAGAUAUGACAAAGGUUAAACUGGAGGUAAUCAAACCAUGGAUUCAAGACAAACUAACGGACAUUCUCAAGAUAGAUGAUGAUGUUGUUGUGAAUUUUGUUUACAAUCAACUGGAAGAGAAGUAUCCUGAUCCCAAGAAAAUGCAAAUCAAUAUCACUGGUUUCCUGCAAAGCAAAAAUUCCAUGGAAUUUAUGGCUGAGCUAUGGACCCUCCUCCUGUCUGCACAGGAAAGUCCUACAGGGAUUCCUGAGUCUUUGAUGGACUUGAAGAGAGAAGAACUUGCGAAAAAGAAGGAAAAGGAGGACAAGGAGCGAGAGAUCCGAGAAAAGGACCGCGAACGCGAAAAAUCCGAGAAGGAGAAAAAGUAUCGCGACAGAGACAGAUCCAGAUCUCGACGGUCCAGAUCGAGAUCGAGACCUCGGAAGGGCUCCAAAGAACGCGUGAGCAGGACCAAGGAGAAGAAAUCCAAGAGCAGGGACAGCAAGGAGAGGAAGUCGAGGAGCAAGGACAGGAAGUCCAGGAGCAGGGACAGGAAGUCUAGGAGUCGUGACAAGGAGUCACGAAGCAGAGACAGGAAGUCCAGGAGCAGGGACAAGGAGUCACGUAGCAGGGAGAGAAAGUCCAGGAGCAGGGACAGGAAAUCCAGGAGCAGGGACAGGAAGUCGAAGAGCCGAGACAGGAAGUCGAAGAGUCGAGAUAGGAAGUCGAAGAGUCGAGACAGGAAGUCCAGGAGCAAGGACAGGAAGUCUAGAAGCAGAGACAGGAAAUCCAGCAGUGGGGACGGGAAGUCGAGGAGCAGGUCGCGAGGCGCCGUAGGCGAUGGAGUGGACAGCCGGUCGGUGAGCAGGGAGAGGAAGUCGCGCAGCCGCAGUGCCGAGGGUAGGUCGCGCAGCAGGUCGCGCAGCAGAUCGCUGUCUGCGGACAAGGUCGCUAGGAACGGCAUAGCGAGUCCCGGCGAGCGAGCGAACGGCAGAGAGGGCUCUGAUCCGCCGGACAGCAAGGGGACAGCAGCUCCCGCGACUCUGCCGGUCUCGAAGCUGCAGGCGAAGCUGAUGUCGCUUGCCGAGAACCACAAGGCGGCGUCGUCGCGAUCGCGCUCGCGUACGCGCAGCCGCACGCGCUCCAAGUCGCGCUCGAAGUCGCGCUCGUCGAGCGAGUCGAUCAAGGGCGGCCGCGGCAGGGGCAGGUCGUCGCGCAGCGCGUCGAAGGGCAAGGACAAGCGCCGGUCGCGGUCGAGUUCGGUGGGGUCGAAGGAGAACUUUGAGAUACGGAAGAAAGAGGAUAGCGUGCAGAAGAAGCGCCACUACAGAUCAAAUAAGGACAGUUCGGAUAGCGAGCCGGAAGGUAAGAGAAAGCGAUCAAGAUCAAAAUCUCCGAGACGCAAAGAUCCCAGUCCCAGAAGAAAGCGCAGCCUAUCGAGACGGCGUUCUUUAAGCAGAAAAAGGAGCAUUUCCAGAAGACGCAGCCCGUCUAGAGGCCGGCGGAGCCCGAGCAGAGACCGCAGGCGGCGCAGCCUGUCGCGCAGGGCGAGCCCGCGUCGGGGCGGGGCGGGCAGGCGCGGCAGCUACGGUAGGCGGAGCUUGAGCCGGAGCAGGAGGCGGGGCGGCAGUAGGCCGCGGCGGAGCAGCCCGAGGCGGAGCAGCCCGAGGCGGAGCAGCCCGCGGCGGCGGUCGAGGAGCCUGAGCAGGGGCAGGUACCGCAGGAGCAGAAGCCGCAACAGGGCGUCCUACCGCCGCCCCUCGCCACUGCCACGUGACCGCCGCGCCUCCAGAGACAGAGACAGGAGAUCGCGAUCGCGCAGGCGCUCCUCGCGCGAGAGGAGGGGCAGCGUGAGGAGGCGGUCGCCUGUGAGGGAGAGGGAGCGGUCGAGGCCGCCGGCGAGGAGGAGGAGCCCUAGUCCGCAGAAGCGCGACGAGCGGGAGAGGAGGGGCGAGAAGGAACGGGAGGAAGGGAAGAGGUCGAGGAAGGAGGAGAGGCACGCGGCCGAGCCGCCGCCGAAGAAGGUUGAAGAAGCUCGUCGUAAGAUAGAAGAAGAACUGCACAAGAACGAGAAGAAGGAACGCGAAGACUUCGACAAGAAGAGGAAAUCCGAGGCGGCCGAACGAGAAUCUCGCAUGAGAGAUAGGGAAAAGGAGAAGGAGCGGAACCGUAAAAAGUCCCGCAGCGUCAGCCCCGAAGAAAACCACCCGAUCCCCCCGCACGGCCCCCCACGCUACUCGAGGAGCCUCUCCAGAACCCCGUCGCCCUUCAUCAAGGCCAACGAGUUCCCGCCGAAGCCCGCCAAGCCGGUCGUCGCUAAAGAGGAGAAGAAGAAGCCUCACAAGGAGAAGGUGGAAGUGAAGACGGUGAAGAAGCCGCCGCGCAAGGUGCAGAAGAGCGAAUCCGAAUCGAAUUCCAGCGAUUCGGACAGCGAGGAGGAGAAGAAAGACAGACGCAAAGUGAAGAUCAAGAAGAAGCCGAAGAAGCGCGAUUCCAGCUCCAGCGACAGCGACGACGACGAUCGAUCUUCGCGGGAGGUCGAGGUGAAGAAGAAGAAAGAUAGGAAGAGGCGCGAUAGCAGCGAGGAAAAGGUGUCGAAAAAACGACACCAAAGCUCGGAAUCCGAGGAGGACAAGAAGAUGAAGAAGAAGCGCAGGUCGGUGAGUUCGGAUAAGGGCAAAAAGUCGAAGAAGGAUUCCAGCGAGAGCGAUGCGCCCAAGAAGAAGAAACGCCAAGACAGUUCGGAUGAUUCGGACAGAGACAAGUCGUCGAAGAAACACAAGAAGGAGAGUUCUUCGGACAGCGAGGAAGAGUCGGUGAAGAAGAAGAGGCAUAAGAAGAAAGUGAAGUCUGGCAGCGAUUCCGAUGACGAAGUGGAGGCUAAGAAGAGGAAGAAAGACAAAAAGCACAAGAAGAAGAAGAAGCACUCCAAGAAACAUAAGAAGCAUAAAAAGAAGAAGCAGGAGAGCGAUGAUUCUGAUAAUAGCGAAGCUGAAGUGGUGAACGAGGACGAGAAAAAGUUGAGAGAGAAAGCUCUGAAGUCGAUGAAGAGACAGAAUUCUAGCGAUAAGUCGGAUUGAGUGAAAGGCGUUGUUCUUGUGGAUAUAUGUAAUUAGGAAUUAAUAAUUGAUAGACAUGGUAAUCGUGUGACUUUAUGUGCUGUUCUUCAUUCCUGAGAAUGAUAAAUAUAACAAUAAAUAUGAGUAUGAAAACUCAGUA
Molecule: messenger RNA, 3641 nt
Organism: Phaedon cochleariae (mustard beetle)
Lineage: Eukaryota; Metazoa; Arthropoda; Insecta; Coleoptera; Chrysomelidae
Source: the annotation of a GenBank genome assembly